AGAUACAUAUGGCUUUGGGUACAAACGAUAUCAUAUUGCACAUCAAGAGACUAAUUUACUCCUCUAUCAGACUUGCAUAUCAAUGUGCUUGUGAUUACCCUAUAGUACUUGGUGCUGGCAUUUUGUUGUUGUUUCUACACAGGCUUUGCCCUUCUCUAUUCAAUUUCUUGCUGUCUUCAUCUCCGGUCUUCCUUUUAACUGCACUUUUACUUGGAGCACUUCUAAGCUAUGAUGAAUCUGUUGCUCCUAUUGUUGGAGAGAAUCAACAAGCCUUGUCCCUUAAAUCCAAGAUUUCCAUUACCAACUGUUCAAUUGACAAGGUUGAGACAGUUGCUGUCGAGGAGCACUUAGAUAACACAACUACUAGCAAUGAAGUAUAUGUCAGGGAGAAAACUUAUGAGGGUAAUAUGCAUCGCACUCAGUGUGAAGAAAAAAAUGGCACCUACAUGACAAUUCACACUGUAUUAAUUGAGGAAAUAUGUACCAAGGAUGGAACUUCUGACUAUGAUUUGCAGGAUACCCACCAUGGCGGAAAAAAUGUCACAUAUAUGGAAACAAAUAGCGUUCCUUGUAUGGAGCCUUCAAGUUGUGCCAACAGAAGUGUAACUGUGGAAACAGAAGAGCACAUUGGAGAGAACAACAAGAAAGUUGAGCUGCAGGAACUUGGAAACAUGAAUCUUGAAAGUGAUAACAGUAAAGUGCAAUAUCAGUAUCAGUUAGGUGAGUUUAUGAGUUCAUGUUGGGAACCUGUUAUGAGACAGGAGCCACAGGAUACUUGUUCUGAUUCUGAAUCUGAUCUUACUGAGAGUUCUCCUGAUGCAUCAAUGACCGACAUUAUUCCAAUGCUUGAAGAGUUGCACCCACUGAUAGACUUGCAGACCAGUCACCCUUUCUUGGCCUCAAAAGACGAUUUGAAUACUUCUUCGGAUGAUGAAGAAGAUGAUCUUGAGGAGGAUGCUAGCACAUAUGAAAAUGGUUCAGAAGGGAAGAAAGAUGAUGGAAAUAACUGGGAGGAUGUUAUUGAUCUGAAUUACUUGGAUAUGGACAAUAAUAGUAAGAUGGAUAGUCUGAUGGAUCUUCAAAGAGCAAAGAACAUCCUGAAAUUUGAACUUGACAAGAGAUUAAUGGACUUGCAAGCAGAUGAUGCAGUACAGAAAAUGGAGGCGGCAUCACGCUUCCAUGUUCAGGUUCCUUCCAUUUUCACAUCAAGGCAGAUCCCAUUUGGUUUUUCAAAUGGCUCAGAUGAAAUAAUUGAAUUACCACAUCUUCCUGAUUCAGCACCAUCUUCUCUCCUUCCACGAAAAAAUCUAUGUGAUUUUUCAGUCGACAAAAAUAUGGCCCAUGAUAUUCAAUUGCAAGAAACUUGGACUCCUCAUUCAUACUUCUCAGCAAGAGGGCAUAGAAAGCAUGGUAACUUAUAUGUGCAGCACUCUACUAGUCUGCAUCACAACUGCUUCAAAUUGGAGAAAGAUGAAAUCAGUAAAAAAGAUGCUCAGGAUAGUCAGUUAGACAGUGAAGGGUACAGUGGCAAGUUAUUUGGUUCACUGGAAAAACAUAUUGGUGAAGAGAUUAAAAUAUUAAAUGCAGCAAUUUCAGAUGUGGGUGUGUUAGAGGUAAAUCAUGAAAUGGAUGAAGGUAACCGAAAUGCUGAUUCCAGUGAUGAUAUCAAUUCAUCUCCUAUCCAGAAGUAUAUACAAAGCACAUCCGAAGAGAAGGAUCCAAUUCAUGCAGGUAUUGAGCAAUUAAUAUUGUCUCCCCCCUACAAGAUAAAUAAUUCUGAUCCACAUAUAAUUGAAGGAGACUCCAUUGGGGAAUUUAACUCAUUAUUUAAGUGCCGUAUGCUGGAAGUACUAGAGCAAUCCAUCUCAGAGUCCAGUGUUAGUCAACCCUUGACAGUUAAACUUGAAGAUGAAUUGAGUGAACCGUUAUCUUCAGAGUCUGGGACUGGGACACCUGUCAUUGACGGGUGUUCAAUUGAAGAUAUGGAUCAACAAUUUGCACAGCUCAAUGAUGAAGCACUGGCAGCUUCUGAUCCGACAUGUCAUAAUGAACCAAUUCAAGAAAAACCAAGUGAAGCUUUACUAGCAGGAAACGGGCAUUAUUCUGAACUACAUCACGAAGGUUCACUGUUGGAAUUUACUUUUGAUCCACCCGUGCUAAGUGUUAAAAAAUCUACUACUGACUCGUUACCUUUACACACUGAGCAACCUGGAUGCUUUUCUGUGGCGCAUAUUCUUGAGGAAAGCUCGGUGGAAGACAUAGCUGUGGAGUUAGAGGGAGCUCACGAUCAAGUGGAGACACAUGGUUCAUCUGUUCCCACUGUCAAGCAUUCUAACAGUUCAAGUUGUCAGUUGCAUGUUUUUUCACUGGGCUCAACAGAAGAGGAAUCAUGUUUAAUUAAGCAACAGGACAAUGGAUUACAUAUGAGAAGUAUUUCAGAUGCUACUAUUUACAAGCCAACGACUACAGAGACCGAAGAAGGUACAUCAAACUGAGUUAUUGUCUCAUUGACUACUGAUGCUGAGCUUGGUGUUAUACAAGCAAGCUCAGUUGGAAGACCUGAACUCGUUCCUCGAGCAAGCUGAAGAAGAGGAACUCAGGAACAAGCACUGAUGCGGCGAUGCUUGUCUGUUCAGAGCAAGGGUCUGACCAAGAUCCAGGAGAGAGUGUGCCUGUGCUUUUGGGCAAAGCAAUGGUCAUUGCAAAAUGAAGAUGUCUCAAGAUGGUGAGGUGGAUAGAGUGGAGCUUCAACUUAGGUGUGCAGGUUAUUGAGGCUGACUGAAUGUUGAGAGAAAGGUCCUAAAACAAGGCCCAAACAACCAAUUUCUUCUGCCCCUUUGGUUGAACUUGGUCUAAGGCGUCUGUACCGGGCUAUUUCUCUUGUUAAUACAAACUGCGCAGCAAUCGUGUGCCUUUCUACAAAAAAUAGUCGGCAAUCUGAGAUAAUUUCAAACAACAGUGGAUGUACAUUGAUAUGUUCAUGCCGUGCUUUCUUUUCUUGUUUGUUUCUGCUUAUUUGGUUUUGGACCAAUUGGUAAAUUGGAGAGUAGAUGCCAAAGUUCAGUGGCAAUGACUAAUGAAAUGGGUUAUGAUAAUAAUAUCGUUUGGCACACUACCACUGACGUUUGAAAAUUUA
Oryza brachyantha (malo sina) is the source of this 3136-nucleotide messenger RNA. RefSeq lists its product as uncharacterized. Bases 9 to 2495 code for a protein of 828 amino acids. Lineage: Eukaryota; Viridiplantae; Streptophyta; Magnoliopsida; Poales; Poaceae. The transcript has 2 exons. The record is from RefSeq and is a predicted model, not a curated record.